AUGUUAGUCUUAUUAUUGAUUCUUAUUAUUCCAUAUGCAUUAUGUGUGCCGGAUCCGACGUUACCAAAUGCAACUGUUUUAGAAAUUCAAAAUAUAAAUAAACUUGAAUUUUCUCGUGAAGAAGUAGUAUUAGGUCUAACAGCUACUUUUACUUUUAUAAUAUCCAACUUAGAUUAUGCGCUAAAUGAAUUACAUAUUGAAUCUUAUUAUUAUUCAAUAACAUUCGUUGGUGAAGAAUAUCAUGAGGAACGAACACCAUUAGAAAUUAUACCAUCAAAUACUAAUGAAACAGAAUAUCAUGGUGUAUUGAAAAUGAAGAAUUUAGAAGAAGAAGGAAAUUAUUUAAUAUGCGUUAUUUUUAUGAAUACAACAGCACAAUUAAUUGUUUCAAGUCGUUUUUGUCAUGUUGUAUCCCUUUCACAUGACUGUAAACUAGAAGCAGCGGACGGAACAUUUGAUAAUCAACAUAUUUAUGUCUUAUUACCAUUCGUUGCUUUUAUGUUACUUCUUGUUGUUAUAAUUACACGUAUAAAACGUUUUGUUAAGCGACCACGUACAAUUGAAGCUAUACUCGAAACAUUACCACAACAUCAUGCACAACGUUUAGAAAGUCUUGCUCCUGAUGCUGACGCUAGACGACGACGACGCACACAACAAGAUAUCAACGAUCAUAUACGACAGGAUUCAGUAAUCGAAAUUCAAGGUAAUCUGGGUGGUGAUGAAAAUUUUACAAUGUAUUAUAAUACCGAUAAUACAUCGUUAGAAACUAUACAAGAAUGA
Adineta steineri is the source of this 780-nucleotide messenger RNA. The record is from the annotation of a GenBank genome assembly. Lineage: Eukaryota; Metazoa; Rotifera; Eurotatoria; Adinetida; Adinetidae.